Molecule: messenger RNA, 3048 nt
Organism: Podospora anserina S mat+
Lineage: Eukaryota; Fungi; Ascomycota; Sordariomycetes; Sordariales; Podosporaceae
Exons: 2
Coding region: 1-3048 (1015 amino acids)
Biological process (GO): transcription antitermination; regulation of mRNA 3'-end processing; transcription elongation by RNA polymerase II
Cellular component (GO): nucleus
Molecular function (GO): RNA polymerase II transcription regulatory region sequence-specific DNA binding
Source: RefSeq, a predicted model, not a curated record
AUGUCUGGUAAGCAGCAACGUGCGCGGCGACUGAACCCUUCGCGCACACCCACCCCCACCCCCAACUCUUCUUCCAAGUCCAACAGGAGCAGCAGCAGCAGCAGUAUGGCUCCGCGACGCCGGUCUGCGCGCACCACUCAGACCGCUCUCAAGAACCAGCAACUGACUCUCGACUUCACUUCAGACCCAGAACCCCGCCGCUCCGUCAGAGCGACAAAGGGCCAGCACAAGGCCCACGAACAGCUCGACCAGCUCGUCGAACCGCCAAAGAAGCGAACCGGCGGCUCCAAGAAGGGCAAGAAGGCUGCCCCCGAACCCGAAGAACCAGAGGAGGAGAUCAUCCGCUGCGUGUGCGGCGCCACCGAGCAAGAUGAGGACUCCGGCGAAGCCUGGAUCGCUUGCGACACCUGUACCGCCUGGCAACACAACAUCUGCAUGGGGGUGAGCCAGUUCGCCGAAGACAUACCUAAGAAUUAUUUCUGCGAACAGUGCAAGCCAGAGAACCACAAGGAGCUGUUGGCCAGCAUGGAGAGGGGCGAGAAGCUCUGGGAAACACGGCGCAAGAACUAUGAAGAGGAAAAGACCAAGAAGAAGAAGGGCACCAAGAAGGGCAAGAAGCGAACAAGUGACCUCAAGGAGGAAGCAUCGCGGACGCCACAGCAGUCACCGCCACCACCUCCUCCACCGGCACCCGAACCUAAGAAGGAAAAGGAAACCAAGACGUCGGGUCAGAAGCGGAAAACCGCCGACGGGGCUCAGGAGAAGGAGAACAAGAAGCUUCGCAAAGUCACCGAGACACAGUCUGUUCCGGUAUCUACACCGGCUUAUACCCCUCCUGCUGACCUCCCUUCCAAAGCCACCGAGCUGCCAGACAGUCGGCAGGGUGUGGCUAAGGCGCUCGUGAAGUCUCUUGUGCACUCGCUUGGCGCGGCAGAAAAGAAGGGUGUUGUUCCCUCCGAUGGGAUGCCUGUCAGUGAUCGUGCCGAAAGGUUUGCGCUCCAGAUCGAGCGCGCCGUCUACGAUACCCAUCCCACCCAGGACUCCUACCGCAACCAGGGCAGGACUCUUGUCCACAACCUCAAGUCCAACCUCGAACUGGGAUCCCGGCUGCUGGAAGGGACUCUGACACCGCCCAUGCUGGCUGCCAUGUCUACGGAAGAGCUGGCAUCCAAGGAGCUCCAGGAUCAGACAGCCGAGAUGAAGGCCCGGGCCGAGAAGCAAGCCAUCAAGAUCACCGAGGAUGUGCCCCGGAUACGGAGAACGCACAAGGGCGACGAGGUGAUUGGCGACGACAACUAUGCCAUGACCACGGAAGACAUCCCGUCAGCUCCCGUACGUCGACCUAGCGCCCCCAAGUCGGAACCUAGAGAGUCAUCGGAAGCGAGCCGUGCCAGGUCGGCAUCUCGAGGGUUGGCUGUCGACACGCAGCAGUCACCCAGUCGCGCCGACUUUGAUCUGAACAAGGUCUACUCCAGUGUCAAAUCGCCAGCCGUUUCUCAGCGCCCGGCUGCUCCCCUGGCUGCCGCGCCCGCAACCGGUCCCGGUGUGGACCCAGAUGUUGAUCGCAUGCUUGAUGAUGACGGGAGCCAGUCACCGCCAUAUUCGCCAAAAGAAGAGACGGAUCCGGAUGUGGCGUGGCGUGGGAAUCUGGUCAUGAACACCAUUGCCGAGUUCCAAGUCACCGCGAAGCACAUUGGCGGUGCGAACCCCGGAGAGAGCGUUGGUUUAACGUGGGAUAAGGUCAUCCCAAAGAACAUUACCGUCUGCGGGCGCAUAGAUGAGCAAGCAGCCAAUGUGUAUCUUUGCGGAAUGCGCUACAGCCAAGUCUCCGAGGUCAUCGUGGUGAACCUGGAGCCAACAUCCCCUCAAGGCAAGGCCGGCAUGCAGAAGCUUGUCGAGUAUUUUGUCAACAAGAAGAGAUAUGGUGUGGUGGACCGCAAGGGGCUGGCAAACGUCCGAGACAGCUAUCUCGUGCCCGUCCUACCCGGUGCAGGUGGCCACCCUGAGUUUAUGAUGAAUCUGGAGGACAACUUCAUCCCGCAGUUAAGAACCGAGCCGAUGUUGCUCGCCGUAUUCGUCUAUCGAUGGGAAGACGGCAAAGUACAACCAAAGGCCCCCCCAGUGCUGACGCAGGCCCCGGUUCGACACGACUACGCACAGUCUCCUGACACACCGACUCCCACAUCAGCAGGCUUCCCGCUGGCCAACCGCCAGUCCAGCACAGCGCCAGCCUACUCACCCACGGUGAAUUCAGGGGCAUUCCCGAACUAUCCGACUCCUCCCCGGAACAGCGCCACUCCCCUCCAGCAGCAGGUGGUGGCGCCUCCCCCACAGCCCCAAGAGCCAGCCCUGAGUCCGGAGCAGGCUCGCAGGGCGGAGUCACAGCGGCGAGGAGAGGCCGAAGCCCGGGAGGUACUUGGCCAGUACAUGAGAAGUCCGACGGUUGCGUUCCUUCUUCCUCAGGCCUUUGCCAUGACGCGCUCGGAGUGGGAACUCAUAAGGAGGGUAUACGAGCGUGAACCCAAAGCCAGAGAAGAUCUGCCGUACCUUAGUCAGGUUCUGGAACGAGAGGCUCCGGGGCCUCAAAGCCAGCCCUCAGGGCCUUCUCCACCGCCUCCACCGCCGUUGCAGCAACCACAGCAGCAGCCACAACAACCAAGGCCGCAACAGUUCCAGCCCCCUCUCCAGCAGCAUCAGCAGCAUCAGCAGCAACACUUUCACCCGCCCCCGCAGCAGCAACGCCAGCCUCCGUAUUCACAUCUGCAGCAAGUUCAGCCGCCUCAGCAGCAUCAGCAGCAUCAGCAGCACCAGCAGCAACAAGGAGCCCAGCGAUCCCCAACACAGCCACAUCACCCUCAGCUUCAGCCACAGCAGCAGCAGCAGCAGCAGCAGCAGUCACAGGCAGUCCCGGUCCGGCAGACGGCCGUGCCCCCUCCGCAGAUCCCACCUGCAGGGCACGCCGCGGGACCUGCGAGACAGACGCCCAUCCCACCCCCCCCCAUCCCGCCACAGGCAACCGCUACGACCACGGCGGGAUCGCAACCGUAG